Cornus florida is the source of this 2227-nucleotide messenger RNA. RefSeq names its product probable methyltransferase PMT15. Gene Ontology annotation, molecular function: methyltransferase activity. Gene Ontology annotation, cellular component: endosome; cytoplasm; trans-Golgi network. NCBI's taxonomy places the organism in Eukaryota, Viridiplantae, Streptophyta, Magnoliopsida, Cornales, Cornaceae. Bases 98 to 2029 code for a protein of 643 amino acids. The transcript has 6 exons. The record is from RefSeq and is a predicted model, not a curated record.
CACAGACCCCAAAACUAAUAUAUACAAACACACAGAACUCAUAUAUAUGUAUAGAUAGAGAGAGAGAGAGGCAAACGUUCGCCUACUGAUCAUAACCAUGGCGGGUCCAAACUCACCAUAUUACUCCGCCACCUUCAAACCCACCUCCACCAACCCUCUGUGGCAAAAAUCCCGUAUCUACCAAUUGGCUAUUGUCAUUCUCCUCUUCUUUAUCUUCUACUUCCUCGGAGUUUGGCAGCACAGCGGCGCCGCCUCCACCACAACCUACAACCUCGGCACCACAAUUCCAUGCAUUCCCACCAAAAACGCCACCACCACUCACAUAUCAACCUCCACCGCCCCCUUAGAUUUUUCCGCCCACCACUCGGCGGCUGACGGCGGCGACUCGCUACCGGAUGGAACAGUCAAGACAUACCCACCAUGCAACUCCAAGUACAGGGAGUACACGCCGUGUGAGGACGCCAUCAGAUCGUUGAAGUUCGAGAGAGACAGGUUGAUUUACAGAGAGAGACACUGUCCGGAGAAGAGGGAACUAUUGAAGUGCCGUGUGCCCGCGCCGUACGGUUACAAAACCCCGUUCAAGUGGCCCAUGAGCAGGGAUCUGGCGUGGUACGCCAAUGUGCCCCACAAGGAAUUGACGGUGGAGAAAGCGGUUCAAAAUUGGAUCAGGUACGAGGGUAAACGGUUCAGAUUCCCCGGUGGUGGGACCAUGUUCCCCAACGGUGCCGAUGCUUAUAUUGAUGAUAUCGGCAAAUUGAUCAAUCUCAAAGAUGGGUCUAUUCGGACCGCCAUUGAUACUGGUUGUGGGGUUGCAAGUUGGGGAGCUUAUUUGCUGUCGCGAAACAUCUUGACAAUGUCUUUUGCGCCAAGAGACACUCAUGAAGGACAGGUGCAAUUCGCUCUUGAGCGAGGAGUUCCUGCUUUGAUCGGAGUUCUUGCCUCUAAGCGGCUUCCUUACCCAUCAAGAGCUUUUGACAUGGCUCAUUGUUCUCGCUGCCUCAUUCCCUGGGGUCAAUAUGAUGGUGUUUUGUUGAUGGAAGUUGAUCGAAUUCUACGGCCUGGUGGGUAUUGGAUCCUCUCUGGUCCACCAAUCCGUUGGAACAAGUACUGGAAUGGAUGGAACAGAACAAAGGAUGAUUUGAAUGAUGAACAGACUGUAAUUGAGAAUGUAGCUAAAAGCCUUUGCUGGAAAAAGAAGGUGGAGAAGGGUGAUAUUGCCAUUUGGCAGAAACCAACCAAUCAUGUACACUGCAAAAGUCGCCGAACAAUCGCCAAGAAUCCUUCAUUUUGCCCUGCCCAGGAUCCUGAUCAGGCCUGGUAUACAAAAAUGGAGACUUGCUUGACUCCUUUGCCUGAAGUUUCUGACUAUAAAGAAACUGCUGGUGGGGAAUUGGAGAAAUGGCCGAAGAGGUUGACUGCAGUACCACCAAGGAUUAUUAGAGGGACUGUGGAAGGAGUUACAGCCGAGGUUUUCCAACAAGAUUCGAUACUGUGGAAGAAGAGAGUGUCGUAUUAUAGAACUGUGAACAAUCAACUGGACCAAGCAGGAAGGUAUAGAAACGUUUUGGACAUGAAUGCAUACUUAGGUGGAUUCGCGGCUGCUCUGGUUAAUGAUCCGGUUUGGGUGAUGAACAUUGUUCCUGUUGAGGCGAAGGUCAACACUCUUGGUGCAAUUUAUGAACGCGGAUUGAUUGGAACUUAUCAGAACUGGUGUGAAGCAAUGUCUACUUAUCCAAGAACAUAUGAUCUAGUUCAUGCCAAUUCUGUGUUCACCCUCUACAAGGACAGAUGUGAAAUGGAGGAUAUUAUGCUAGAAAUUGAUAGGAUUCUAAGGCCGGAAGGAAGUGUGAUUUUCAGAGAUGAUGUGGAUGAGUUGGUGAAGAUCAAGAGGAUUGCAGAUGGAAUGAAUUGGGAGAGUCGGAUCGUUGAUCAUGAAGAUGGUCCUCUAGAGAGGGAGAAGCUUCUGUUUGCAGUGAAGUUGUAUUGGACGGCUCCGGCUGCCUCUGAUCAAGGAUCCGAAUCUUCUUAGAACUUUUAUUUAUUGACCCUCUUUUUUUCUAUUUGUUUUGUUGUAAUUUUCCUCUCUUUUUUCCAUGUUAGAUCUACUGAUUCUUUUGUCAUUUGUUUACAACCUAACUUGUGAAGCAAAAAUGAUUUUUCUGUGCAUUUAUAUAUUUAAUGUUUCUAAUAUAGCAGGUGUAUGUUCCAUGUAGUCAAAUCUUCAAUU